UUAAGGGGUUAACAAGACCAAUUAUGGAAUCGAUUUGGGCAUGAGCACUGCAGUUCUGUUAUCUUCAUCUUUCAUCACAGGAAGCCCCGGCUCUUCACUUCCUUUACUGACAGCAACAAGUUUAUUUAAGCUCAUAUAGUGUACGACAAACUCGAGUAAAGCGACGCAGCUGUACAGUCGUGUUCUCGGUGUUUUAGCGAAUCGUUUCCAUUUUAGAAAUGUUUCAUUCAUUCAAGAAGGAGCUGAAGAGCGACGAUGACGAGGACGUGACGGUGGUCAUCUAUACACUCGCAGACGAUUCUGAAGGCUACGACACCGUGACGGAGGACGCCAGGACAAAGAGCAACCAACAAAUUCAACACACAGUUACAGGAAUCCACCGUGGAGGGAAUAAAUGUUACACACUGACUGCAGUGUGUGUGGUGCUGCUGUGUGUUCUCCUACUGACUGCCGUCGCGGUGCUGUGGAUCCGAUUCAACAACCUGACUACAGAAAGCAACCCGUUACAGCAGUUACAGACCAGUUACAACAACCUGACUAAAGAGAGAGACCAGUUACAGACCAGUUACAACACCCUGACUAAAGAGAGAGACCAGUUACAGACCAGUUACAACACCCUGACUAAAGAGAGAGACCAGUUACAGACCAGUUACAACACCCUGACUAAAGAGAGAGACCAGUUACAGACCAGUUACAACACCCUGUCUAAAGAGAGAGACCAGUUACAGACCAGUUACAACACCCUGACUAUAGAGAGAGACCAGUUACAGAAUAAAAACAAUGAAUUUCAAAAGAAAUUGGAGAAUUUGGGAUGGAUAUCCUUUACCUCAAAGCUUUACUACAUCUCCACUGAGAAGAAGAGCUGGACUGAGAGCAGAGAGGACUGCAGAAAGAGAGGAGCAGACCUGGUGAUCAUAAACAGCAAAGAGGAGCAGGAGUUUGUGGAUAAUGUGAGCGAAAACAAGUGUUACGGAGUUUAUAUCGGUUUAACCAACCGUGAUAAUGAAGGAGUGUGGAAAUGGGUGGACGGAACAUCAAUGACCACUGCGUACUGGUCAUCUUUAAAUGGAAUUAGAGAUAUCGAUGACUGUGUUAUAAACCGGUAUAAUGGAUGGUUUGACAGACCCUGCACUGAAACUUACUACUGGAUCUGCGAAUAACUUGUCUCCAGUAACAACAUAAGAC
This is a messenger RNA of Ictalurus punctatus (channel catfish), 1185 nucleotides long. Its product is annotated as C-type lectin domain family 4 member M. The coding region runs from base 219 to 1160 and encodes 313 amino acids. NCBI's taxonomy places the organism in Eukaryota, Metazoa, Chordata, Actinopteri, Siluriformes, Ictaluridae. The record is from RefSeq and is a predicted model, not a curated record. The transcript is spliced from 5 exons.